AUGCGUUUCCCUGUUUCUUAUAAUCACGACAUAUUCUUUGGUGGGCAUUGCGAAGGCAAGUAUGGCAGAAGACGGCCUGAUUUUUGCUUAUGUCUCUUUGAAGCAAUUAUAGGUGUUAUUGAGAAUUUUCAAUUACAUUUGUCACUUGAAACCAAUCAAAAACUUAGGCGUGGUGAAAUCGAUGAUAUAUCAAAAAUAAGCAUUCAUUUUGAAAAACCUACUAUUUUAGAUUUGGCUAAGGAGUUCGAGCCUUUGGAAAAGAGUGCAAGAGGAAUUUUAGAUAGAAUUGUCUGA
Molecule: messenger RNA, 294 nt
Organism: Acaulospora morrowiae
Lineage: Eukaryota; Fungi; Glomeromycota; Glomeromycetes; Diversisporales; Acaulosporaceae
Source: the annotation of a GenBank genome assembly